AUGGCAGAAUAUGUGGCUUGCAUCCUGGGCCUUAGGAUGGCGUUGGACAUGGAUAGCAAUGACCUGUUGGUUAUAGGAGACUCCGAUCUGCUGAUCCACCAAGUACAGGGUGAGUGGGCCACCAAGAAUGACAAGAUCUUGCCCUACGUGAACCUGGCACAGAGGUUAUGCAAAAGGUUCAAAAAAGUCGAAUUCAGGCAUACUCCAAGAGCUCAGAACGAGUUUUCUGACGCUUUGGCCACAAUAGCAUCAAUCAUUCAGCAUCCGAAAAGCAGUCGCAUUGACCCGCUAGAAAUAACUCUGAGAGAAGAGCACGCUAACUGUUCCCAUGUGGAAGCAGAACCAGAUGACAAACCACGGUACAAUGACAUCAAGUUGUAUUUGAAAAAGUGGGAGUAUCCCGAAGUAAUACCUGCUGAGGUUGAGAUACCAUCGUCGAGGAUCAUUCAAGAAGCUGAAUUGGACAAUGCGGAAUGGGUCCAAGCUCGAUAUGAGCAACUGGCUUUAAUUGAUGAAAAAGGGAUAGUUAUGGAAUGGGCAUCCUCUAAAGUAUACCCCCAGGUUUCUGAUGCUCAUCCUUCACCUGUUGGCAGUUCAAACACUGAGCAACAAACUCCACUAUAUCAUGCUUUAUCCUAG
Lycium ferocissimum is the source of this 639-nucleotide messenger RNA. RefSeq lists its product as uncharacterized. The transcript is spliced from 3 exons. The coding region runs from base 1 to 639 and encodes 212 amino acids. Gene Ontology annotation, molecular function: nucleic acid binding; RNA-DNA hybrid ribonuclease activity. The record is from RefSeq and is a predicted model, not a curated record. Lineage: Eukaryota; Viridiplantae; Streptophyta; Magnoliopsida; Solanales; Solanaceae.